This is a messenger RNA of Penicillium subrubescens, 1719 nucleotides long. RefSeq lists its product as uncharacterized. The transcript is spliced from 4 exons. The coding region runs from base 94 to 1719 and encodes 541 amino acids. NCBI's taxonomy places the organism in Eukaryota, Fungi, Ascomycota, Eurotiomycetes, Eurotiales, Aspergillaceae. The record is from RefSeq and is a predicted model, not a curated record.
CCUCUUCCUCUCCAGACCUCCCCCCUCCUCAUCCUACCACGUCUUUUGACAACUAUGGGUGACUGAAGUUGGCGCAACUGGAAUACCUCCAAUAUGUCAGCCCCAGAUGCCACCCCGACUGCCCCGGCGCCGGAUGCCCCCGAUGCGCCCGAUAUCCACCCCGUGGUUCGCACUGCUCUGCGCAUUAGUCUGAGUGCCAAAGAAUACCGGGCGCUCUACAGCCUGGUGGGUAAACGGGCCCCAGGUGUCCAAAGGAAAUUGAUCUCGCCGUCGCAAUAUGAUGCGAUCGCCCACUCGAAGAACCGACGCAAUGAGGCCGCCGUUCGCGCGUCGUUGCGGGUGUUUGUUGGCACUGGAGCUGCCCUGAAGCUGGUGGAAACGAUUAUCAGUCGGAUACGAAAGACCACAGAGCAGAAGAAAGUCCGCACCCCGCUACUCCGCUCUCCCAACUUCCGCCUUUCUCUGUCCCUGUCCCUCGUGCUUCUACUCCAUCGUCUGCUUUACCGUUUUCUCGUUCGAAUCCGGGCCAACUUGUGUACCGAUGAUGCGAAACCAUUCCGUGAGCGAAACCCGCGUGUCGCGCGCGCGUUGACGUCGCGGUUUUCACCGGCCGUGGGCGCAAGUGUGGCAGGCUUCGCUUUGGGAAUAUGCCCUCAGGACCAGCUCCGGCUGACUGUGGCAAUCUACACGGGAACAAGGAGUUUAGAAUUCCUUUAUAAUGUCAUGGAUUCGAAGGGGUGGCUGGAUAACCGCCCGUGGUGGUUCGGCAGCUGGCUGCUGAUGCCAGUCUCGUGUGCACAGCUCUUCCAUGCCUUUGUCUUUGAUCGAGAAAACACACCAAAGUGGUUUGGCAAUGUCAUUCUAAGGCUCUCGCCGAGCUACAUUCCAGGCCGACCGGAGGCACUACCAGAGGGCGUUUCCUGGCCGGAGAAGGAUCAGAUCUUGGACUCGCUUGCUUCCAUUGCGAGCCUGCGUUGGCCGGCAUUUAUCUCUCCAACCCUUCACCCGUCUGACCCUAAUACACUGCCAUUAUCGGUCAAGUCCAUCUCCCCGAUUACUGGGCCUGCUCACCCAUCGAUCGCUCAUUUAUCCUGCGCUUUGCUCCACCCAAGCGUCCCCAGCUGUAACACCGCAUUCGUGCAUCACAUCCUCCUCUCGGUGCCCCCCUUGGCGCGGUUCCUCACCGCCGUCAGUCUCGCGCUGACCAUUCCCAAGUUGAAGACUGUCCUGGCGCAGCCCAUUACUUCGAUCAAUAGCUUGUCGAAGAGAAUUAUUACCAUGACUGCUGUCCUCUCGGCGGCCGUGGGUUCUGCUUGGGGCAGCGUCUGCCUUUUGAACAAUACCCUGCCCCGCUCGACACUCCCGACCAAGCGCUUCUUCCUUAGCGGUGCUCUGGGUGGUCUUCCAUUUGCACUUUUGGCAAACAGCCGCAGCGUGUUUAUGUAUUUCUUCCGCGCUGCGGUAGAUUCGGCUUGGAAGACUGGUGUCAAGCACGGACUGUGGAAGGGCGGCCGGGCUGUUGAGUUGUGGCUGUUUGUGCUGUCUUGGGCUCUCAUGGGAUCAAUCCUCGAGGCUCACCCAUCAGCUGUCCAGGGCAGGGGUCUACGAAAGGCACUGGCAUGGUUGCGAGGAGACGGGUUUGUCGACCUUGAAGAGGUUGAGAAGCGCAAGGCACGACGGGCGUUGAAGAAGGCGGAUGCAGAAGCCAAGGACGAAUAA